GCAUACGUCGCUAUCAUCGUUGGUCGGAGACAGUCGGACAAUUAUCGGGCUCGUACAAGCUCGUGGUAGCAGAUUAAUUGAUCUAAAGGAACGGAAACUUUUCUUCCAUGUCCACAUGUCCGUCAAGAUAUUUGUUUUCUGAACUAUUAAUAAUUAUUUCUAAUUGAUUUAACGGUGAGUAUUACCGUCGCUGCGAUAACUUAACCUUCAAAUUUCCCUUCACCAUCAAAACUCAUCGGCAGGAAGUUAUAGUGCGGGUCUAAAGAUGAAUCGUCGGUUGCUCAUUGCUUUCGACUUUGAUAACACAAUUGCGGAUGACAAUACCGACUGUGUUAUUCGCAAACUAUUGCCAGACGAGAAGUACACGGAGUCGGUUAAGAGUAUGUACCUCUCCACUGGAUGGACCGCCUACAUGGGAAAGAUUUGCGAGUUGUUGCACGAAAAUGGAAUAACGGCGAAGCAGAUUAUAGAUGCAGUGGAAAAUAUACCUGCAGCACCUGGAAUGGAUGAGCUGUUAAAUCAACUAUAUUCCUCCGAUUGCGAGACCAUCGUUAUCAGCGAUGCUAAUUCACUCUCCAUAAACCAUUGGUUAAGGUGUAAAAAGUUGGAUCACACGAUAGCUCGGGUCUUCACCAAUCCAGCCAGAUUUGACGGCGAGGGAGUGCUGAAAAUUGAGAUGUAUCAUAAACAAGACUGGUGUAAAUUAAGUAGCGUGAAUCUGUGUAAAGGUUAUAUUUUAGAGGAUUAUAUACAACGACGAAAAGACGAGGGAGUAGAAUUCGAGAAAAUUGCUUAUGUCGGGGAUGGGCGAAAUGAUUUCUGCCCGGUCUUAAAACUUUCAGAGAAUGACUUAGCAUUCCCAAGGAAUGAUUUUCCAUUGCAAAAAAUUUUGAACAAUCCUAGUGCCGAUAAAAGCAAAAGUGUUAGUGCUAAGAUUGUAUCUUGGAGCGACGGCAUGGAUAUAUGGAAAGAACUGAAUGAAACGAUUAUUGAUUUAAAGAAUAGAAAGUGACUUGGCGUAGCCUGCUAAGCAUCGUUACUUAAAAUGUUCAAUUACUUGUAAGAACAUGAUUGCAGUCAAGUAUUCCAUAUUUCCGAAACUUAUAGCAUACUACAAAGACUAUUUAUUGAAUCGAUAUAACUACAUGGUACAAUUUACACAAGGCUGAAGAAUAAGUGUAUGCAUUUUUUUUAUCUAUAUAUUUGUAAAUUUAUUAGUAACUGUCAGUUACGUAAACUUACCCAACACUUUGAUAUGCAAACAUAUUAUCCGUGUCAGUUUAUUCCUUUGGUAAAUUGACAUGAUGCUUAAUUGUUUCCAAAACCUUUCGAUACAAGAACGAUUGCCUGUUAAAAAGGAGUAAUUAUUAAUGAUAAACAUUCUUUUAUAUCAUAACACUCCCAAUUUAUAUAGUGCAUACCAACAUGACUAUAAAAUGUAUCUCCUUAAAUUAAUAAUAUAGAAUCAGAAAUGAAUAAUA
Molecule: messenger RNA, 1481 nt
Organism: Orussus abietinus
Lineage: Eukaryota; Metazoa; Arthropoda; Insecta; Hymenoptera; Orussidae
Product: pyridoxal phosphate phosphatase PHOSPHO2
Exons: 2
Coding region: 266-1012 (248 amino acids)
Molecular function (GO): phosphatase activity
Source: RefSeq, a predicted model, not a curated record